GACAAGAAUCUUUGAUACUCCAUUUUGAACUACUUUUCAUCUAUAUAUCUUAAUCUCACAGUUGCCAACUUUUUUAUAAUUUUCUUUUCCUAUGAAAAAAUGUGUUUAUAAAUCCCUUCGUCUAAUGAUUCUUCUUUAGUCCCUCUUGAAUCUUGCUAUCAUCAUGGAGCUUCACAACCCUUUCUUUUGUACCUUCAUAGCCACAUUUCUUUUCCUCUUCAUCAUACUCAAAACAGUUAAAAAAUGGAGUACUUCUAAAAACUCCAUCACCAAUUUACCACCAGGACCAAGAACACUGCCCUUCAUAGGAAACAUACACCAAAUUAUCAGCAAUUCAAUGCCUCAUCAAUGUUUUAAAAUUUUAGCAGAGAAAUAUGGACCCUUAAUGUACCUAAAACUAGGACAAGUACCAUACAUAAUAGUUACUUCACCAGAAAUAGCCAAAGAGGUUAUGAAAACACAAGACUUAAACUUUUGCGAUAGACCAAACCUUCUUUUGCCUACAAUACUUACUUACAAUGCUACAGAUAUUGCGUUCGCUCCGUAUGGAGAUUAUUGGAGGCAACUACGAAAAGUAUGCAUUGUAGAGCUGUUAAGUUUGAAACGCGUCCAAUCAUUCCGGUCUAUACGAGAGGAAGUAGUUUCAAAACUAGUUAAAUCAAUAUCUACACGUGAAGGAUCAAUUGUUAAUCUCACUGAGAACGUAUUCUCGAUGACAUAUGAGAUAACAUCACGAGCAGUUUUUGGAAAAAGGACUAAACACGAACAAGUGUUUAAAAAUGCAAUGGAGGAAAUAGUGAGUUUGUUAGGAGGAUUUUGCAUUGCAGAUUUCUAUCCUUCUGUUAAAAUAUUGCUUCAGAGGGUGAGUAGGGCAAAGACUAGAUUUGAAAAAGUUUGUAGAGAAACUGAUAGGCUAUUGCAAGACAUCAUCAAUGAUCACAGAAGCAAUUAUAGAGAUGAAGAUCUAGUUGAUGUUCUUCUCAAGUUUCAGCAGGAUAAUCAUUUGACCGAUGACAACGUUAAAGCAGUCAUCCAGGACUUGUUCACCGCUGGUAGCGAAACAUCCUCGGGUAUUGUUUUAUGGGCGAUAUCUGAGAUGGUAAAGAAUCCAAAGGCGAUGGAAGAAGCACAAGCUGAGGUAAGAAGAGUGUUUGAUAGAAAGGGGUAUGUGGAUGAGACAAGUUUGCACCAAUUGAUAUACUUGAGGUCUGUCGUCAAAGAAACAUUGAGACUGCACCCUGUUGUACCAUUAUUGAUUCCAAGAGAGAGUAGAGAGAGAAGUCGAAUCAAUGGAUAUGAGAUCCCGGCUAAAACAAGGGUUGCUGUCAACGUUUGGGCGAUUGGAAGAGAUCCAAGGUAUUGGGAUGAAGCUGAGAGUUUUAAACCUGAAAGAUUUGUUAACAGUCCACUUGAUUUCAGAGGCACAGACUUUGAAUUCAUACCAUUUGGUGCUGGAAGGAGGAUUUGUCCAGGUAUAGCAUUUGCUUUACCCAAUGUUGAGUUGCCGCUUGCUAUGUUACUUUACCACUUCGAUUGGAAGCUUCAGAAUGGAAUGAAGAACGAAGAACUUGACAUGAGCGAUUCAUUUGGAUUUUCUUUAAGACGAAAAAAUGACCUCUGUUUGAUUCCUAUUACUCGUCGUUCUUAAUAUGUACUAUAUUGCCUAGUUUAAGUUUAAGCAUACAAUCUGUCAAAAAAAGUUUGAGCAUCAAGUUCACAAAGUGUUUUAAGUUUCUUUAUGCUAUUUUUCAUGC
This is a messenger RNA of Lathyrus oleraceus (garden pea), 1754 nucleotides long. RefSeq names its product cytochrome P450 71D10. The coding region runs from base 164 to 1648 and encodes 494 amino acids. The record is from RefSeq and is a predicted model, not a curated record. Lineage: Eukaryota; Viridiplantae; Streptophyta; Magnoliopsida; Fabales; Fabaceae. The transcript is spliced from 2 exons. Gene Ontology annotation, molecular function: heme binding; oxidoreductase activity, acting on paired donors, with incorporation or reduction of molecular oxygen; iron ion binding.